GCUACGAAUCGAUUCACCAGAGGGCGUCAUUUUGACAGAUAACCUUAAUUUUCUCCUUGCUGUUUCGGUCGACGUACGAAGACGAAAAGAUUCUAUUUCAACUUAAUCCACACGAAAAAUAAAUAAAAAUUAUGGCUUCACGCUUAGGAAUGACUGUGCGCUCGAUGUCGAGCAGUGCUGCUGCUGUCAAGCCACCAAUUCAAUUGUUCGGUUUGGAAGGUCGUUAUGCCACCGCUUUGUACACGGCCGCCACCAAAAUGGGCCAAUUGGAUUCCGCCGAAAAGGAAUUGAUUUCAGUACAAAAUGCCAUCAAGGGAAAGCCACAAUUGCGUGCUAUCAUCACCAGCCCAAUCAUCAACCGCACUCUUUUGCAAAGCACAUUGAGAGAUGUUGGUGCCAAAGCCAAUUUGUCUACCGCCACAACCAAUUUGUUGGCGUUGCUCGCCGAGAAUGGCCGCAUGGGCAAAAUUGACGGUGUCAUUAACGCAUUCAAACAAUUGAUGUCGGCUCAUCGCGGGGAAGUCAUUUGCGAAGUCACCACUGCUCGUCCAUUGAGCGAUGGUCAACGCAAACAAUUGCAAUCUUCUUUGGCUAAAUUCGUGAAAUCAAACCAAACUAUUCAAUUGAAGGAAAAGGUUGACCCAGCCAUCAUCGGUGGAUUGGUUGCCUCAAUCGGAGAUAAUUACGUCGACAUGAGCGUCGCUUCAAAGAUCAAGAAGUACAAGGAACUCAUCGAAUCUGCUGCUUAAGCUAUCUUCUCCCCAGAAACAAAUAAAACAUUUUAAAUGUAAAUGUGGAAACAAAAAUUACACAGUUAAACAUUUCCGCCAAGAAAAGUAAACCUCUGUUUGGGUAGUCUGAAAUGCGAUUAUUAAUUGUAUUCAUAAACAAAUUACAAAGAAAAAUAAAAUACUACGAAAAAUUC
This is a messenger RNA of Sitodiplosis mosellana (orange wheat blossom midge), 925 nucleotides long. It is a transcript of the gene ATPsynO, whose product is annotated as ATP synthase subunit O, mitochondrial. The coding region runs from base 132 to 749 and encodes 205 amino acids. Gene Ontology annotation, molecular function: proton-transporting ATP synthase activity, rotational mechanism. The transcript is spliced from 3 exons. Gene Ontology annotation, biological process: proton motive force-driven mitochondrial ATP synthesis. The record is from RefSeq and is a predicted model, not a curated record. Lineage: Eukaryota; Metazoa; Arthropoda; Insecta; Diptera; Cecidomyiidae.